Messenger RNA from Eimeria mitis, 738 nucleotides. RefSeq lists its product as uncharacterized. Gene Ontology annotation, biological process: protein folding. Bases 1 to 738 code for a protein of 245 amino acids. The transcript is spliced from 3 exons. Lineage: Eukaryota; Apicomplexa; Conoidasida; Eucoccidiorida; Eimeriidae. The record is from RefSeq and is a predicted model, not a curated record. Gene Ontology annotation, cellular component: cytoplasm.
AUGGGGUCUGCAGCAGGCGACAGCACUGAGGACAACCGCUUCGACGGCUUGUUUGCAACAGUCGCCGAGCAAGCGGGGGGAAUUGAACCUCUUUUCGACUACUUCUUCGGUUUUCUCUGUCGGAAGACUGACUUUUUCACUGUGGGCCGCGCCGCAUGCAAAGACAUGCUAGACAAGUCUUUUCGCAAGUGGACAGACAAAGCCACUGAAAAGGCCGAGAAGGAGCGUAUACAACGCGAGAAGCAGCAGAAGCAGCAACAGCAACGGCAACAGCAGCGCCAGGAGCAGGAGCGCCAGCGGCAGCGGCAGCAACCAGUGGACCUCAGCAACCGCCCAAAGGUCGAGGAGCUGACCGAGGAAGAAGAGGCCCUUUUCGCUCCUGCUGAAAAUAAAGCAGCAGCAGCCUCAACAGCAGCCGCAGAUGUACCACCUAGCGCCAAAUCGACUGGAGAGGAAGGAGACACAUCGGACGACGAGAAGGAAACCACUCGACCGGAGGGCAACGGGGGCCAGACAGACAAGCUGCGUAGCCGGCCUCCCUGUGAGGUUGUAUUUGCCAGCCGUAGUGCAGAGAGCAGGUAUCGUUGGACCCAAACACUGGAGUCUGUGGACGUCUACGUGCCUGUGGGCGAAGGCGUGCGUGCGGCGCAGUGUGAAGUCAAGAUAACCGCCACUAGGCUGACUUUGGGUCUCAAAGGGCAGGCUCCCAUCUUGAGUGCGAAGACGACGCCACGUUGA